UCUCACUGCAGCAAAAGAGGAAACAGGAGCAGGGGCAGAGGGCUCUGACUUCCCACUACUUCAUUGUGACAAGUUGGUGGCACUAAGCCCAAGGAAAAUCCCACUUGCACGUCUCAUUUUCUCACUUGGAGUCGCCAAAAGGGCUUUUUUUGGUUUUUAUUCUGCCUUCUCCUGUUGUCUCAGAUACUCUCCCAGAAGAGAAGCUUGUUCCCAAGUGCCGUUAGGGGCAGAGCUGUCAGAUGGACUUUGCUGAGGGGGAGCUGCCCACACACAGAAGCUGGGCACGGCUGCAGUGUCCCCGUCCCGCUGUGACCCUUGCACUGCUCCAGCUGGGAAUGACAACAAGGGAUGUGAGCCCCAGGAGCAGCACAGCUGCAAAGCACAGCCUGGCCAAGGCUCUCUACGACAACAAGGCCGAGAGCUGUGACGAGCUGGCGUUCCGCAGAGGGGACAUCCUGACGGUGCUGGAGCAGCACGUGCCGGGCAGCGAGGGCUGGUGGCGAUGCUCCCUGCACGGCCACCGCGGCCUGGCCCCCGCCAACCGCCUGCAGCUCCUGCCGCCGGGCCCGGCCCGCGGCCAGCACCCCACGAAGCCUCCAGAGGCACACAACAUCUACCAGGUGCCCUCCGUGCCCUCUGUGCCCAAGGCCACGGCGCUGUCGGCCACCUACGAGAAGAUGGAGGGUUGGGUUCAGCCGCCGGCCGUCCCUGCCCAGGCCGUGUACCAGGUGCCAGCCCUGGCGGCGCAGCUGCUCAGCGAGAGGACCAAGCGCUCCACACACCAGCACCUGUUUACCCUCCCAAGAGCCUGCCGGGCUUCAGCCCCAAACAUCAGGGGUGAGGUGUACGAUGUCCCCUCCUCACAGCACCGUGGGUCCCUGCUCCCACAGAGUGCUGCCACCCCACCCAGCACACGGAAGGGCUCCGUGCUGGGCAGAUCCACUGAGAGUUUCCAGGCAGAGCAAAAGAAGCUUUACAACAUCCCAUCCAAGCCAGAAAAAGCAGGAGCUGGCAGCCAGAAGGAUUCAGCAGCAGGCAAUUUAUAUGAUGUCCCUCCCAAAAGAGAACUCGAUGACUCAGAAAAUAAAUCUCAGAAGAAGUGCUGGGGCCAUUUCAACACUUUGCCAAACCCUCGGAAGUCCGAAUGGAUUUACGAUAUUCCAGUAUCCCCUGAAAAUUCCGGGUUCAAAGCAAACCCUCCUGGCCAGUGUGUGGAGAAGCAGGUGCUGUAUGACAUUCCCCCAGCCAGGUACAAGGCUCCAGCCACAGCCACCGAAGCCAAGGUUGGAAAUGCACAGUUGUACCACAUUCCACCGCCCCAGCGGAAAUUAACGCUUCCAGAAAUCCCCCUCUACGACGUUCCAUCCUCACGGGACGUGCUCCUCCUGCCACAGAAUGGCAGCUCUGAGGUGCCCCCGAGUCUCCUGGCUGCCAAAGCUGAGAGUCAGAUCUCUGAGGAGAACGUUUAUGAUAUUCCCAAAGGUUUGCCCAGUGCUGGGCACUCCAAGAAAGAGAUGGAAAACAACAGUGACCAAGCACAUGGUGCUUCUCCACAGCUCUCUGUGAACGCCAAGUCAGAAAAUGACAGUUUGUGUGUCUCUAGUGUGGACAGCAGGAGCAGCACUCUGACCUCAGCCUCCAGCUCUUCUACUGAGUCAUCUUCUACGCUGUCACCAUCAGCAGAGCCUCUCCAAGAAAUCAAACUGGAGCUGGAGGCAGCCAUCGAGACCCUGACGCGGCUGCAGCACGGCGUGUCCAGCUCCAUCGCCAGCUUAAUGAUCUUUGUGAGCAGCAAGUGGAGAUUGCAGGAGCACCUGGAGAAAAGCCUGGAGGAGAUCCACAGAGCAGUGGACCACAUAAAUGUGUCAAUGGGAGAGUUCCUGGCUUUUGCUCAAGCCCUGAAGGGAAACGCCUCCAACCUCACGGAUAACAACCUGCAGGCCAGAAUUAAAAAACAGCUGGAAAUCCUCACGAACUCCUACAAAAUAUUGACAGAAACAAGGGAAGCUCUCAACAGCUGCAGCUGGUCCCUGGAGGCUUUGGUGCUCAGGAAGCCCCAGAACAAUCCUGACGACCUGGAUCGCUUCGUUAUGGUGGCCCGGACAAUUCCAGACGAUAUCAAGAGGUUUGUGUCCAUCAUCAUCGCCAACGGGAAGCUGCUCUUCAGGAAGAACCAGAAGGAACAAGAAAAGAAGCAACCAAAAGUUAACCCAGAAUGCAAAAUGGCAAAACAAAUCCCAGCGCCAAGAAGAGUAGAAAUUGAGUCACUCCAGAGAAAUGCUGCUGAGAAAUCCAGCCAAAGCCAGGUCCCUCUGCAGAAACCAGGAGGAAAUUCCAGCGAGGAUUGUGAUUAUGUGCAGUUACAGGCACAGAAAGUCAUUUCAGGUAAAGAAGUAGCAAAGAAGAGUACAGAGUCAAACCCAAAGGUCCUGCCAUGUGCAAAAAAGACUGAAAAUCUCAGCAGGCAGGAGCCUGCCAGGAAAACCCCCCUCCCAGAGCACUGCAGGCUGUGCUUCGCUGCCCUGCACAAGGCCAUCGGCGUCUUCACCACCAGCCUCAGCAACCAGCAGCCCCCCGAAAUCUUCAUCUCCCACAGCAAACUCAUCAUCAUGGUGGGGCAGAAGCUGGUGGAUUCGCUGUGCCAGGAAACCCAGGAGAGGGAGGCCCGGAGCGACGUCCUGCACAGCAGCAGCCGCUUCUGCAGCCUCCUCAAGAACCUGGCCCUGGCCACCAAAACCGCAGCCCUCAAAUAUCCCAGCGCAGAGGCCACCAGGGAGCUGCGGGAGCAGACCGAGGAGCUGGCCAAGUACACCCAGCAGUUCAGAGCCAUGAUGGACUGAGGGACCUGCCACUGCUGCUGCUCCUUUCGGCA
Messenger RNA from Parus major (Great Tit), 2872 nucleotides. RefSeq names its product Cas scaffold protein family member 4 (gene CASS4). Gene Ontology annotation, molecular function: protein binding. The transcript is spliced from 7 exons. Gene Ontology annotation, cellular component: plasma membrane; cytoplasm. The coding region runs from base 240 to 2840 and encodes 866 amino acids. NCBI's taxonomy places the organism in Eukaryota, Metazoa, Chordata, Aves, Passeriformes, Paridae. Gene Ontology annotation, biological process: cell migration; cell surface receptor protein tyrosine kinase signaling pathway. The record is from RefSeq and is a predicted model, not a curated record.